This is a messenger RNA of Cryptosporidium ubiquitum, 1119 nucleotides long. RefSeq lists its product as uncharacterized. Bases 1 to 1119 code for a protein of 372 amino acids. The record is from RefSeq and is a predicted model, not a curated record. The transcript has a single exon. Lineage: Eukaryota; Apicomplexa; Conoidasida; Eucoccidiorida; Cryptosporidiidae.
AUGGAGGUUUUGAACGAGAUCGAUAUGAGUGUGGUGACAACAACUGCAUCCAAUUCUGAGUAUGUGGAUUAUUCAGCUUCAAAUAAUGCAAAGACAUCUGGAGGCGAAAAAAGUUAUUUAGAUAGUUAUUUGGAGUCAGAAAAAGAGAAUUUAGAAGUAGAAGCAAAUAACGAUGGCCAGGACAAUUCACUAUUAUAUGAAAAAGGCUUUAUAAGUAAUAAUAACAGAGAGAGUUUUUCUGAGUACAAUAGCAGUGACGCAGAAAUAGGGGGUUGCGAAGAACUGGUUAUGAUGGUUCCAGAUUUGGACUCCACGCUUAAAUUUAAACACGAUACGGAGAGAUUCUUUAUGACAUUAUCGAUUGCAGAAGCGGAGCUUGACCUGGCAAAAUCAGCUUCAAGAACAUCAAAACUAAUUAUGGGUGAUGAUUUGGAUAUUAACAACCAAGGUGAAACAAACUGUUUAAAGGAAAUUAGAAGUUACGUAGAAGAGUUGUUGGAUACAGUUAAUGAUGUUAGGGACUCUAAUUUUGGAAUUCAACGUAUUGUAGAAGAGUGUAGCGAGAUUUUACAGCAGAACAUUUCACAGAAUGAUCUUUCUCAGAUUGAUACUACAGAUAUGAACACAAUCUCUGACCAGAAUUUAGUUUCUAUUGAAAGAUUAAAGUUUUUAUGUGAAGCAAUUUCUGAAGAGAAUUCAAGACUGAAAAAGGAAAUCAACAUUUUAAAUAGAGAAAAUGAGUUUUUAACUGACAAAAUAGAUUUUGAGGAGCCCGAUUCACAAGAAGGACCAUAUAGCUACUUCAGAAAAAAUCCUCUUAUGAGAUUCUUCUUUUUCUUAUUUAUUUUAGCUAUAUUUAGCCCCGCAAACAUUUCAAACAGUUUGCAGAAAAACCAAGUCCUUGAACAGCCGUCCAAUCUUGAAAUCGUUCCAGAAUUACUUGAGGAGGAUUACGAAUUUUCAAAAAAUAGUGCUAUUCACUUACUUCAAAGAUCUCUUAAAGGACUUAAGUUUGAGGAUAUUUCCUCGCAAAACCAACCAGAUACCAUUUCUAUAUGUUCCAUUCUUUCCGAACUAAAUGUCUUAGAAAAGUGUUUUACUAGAAUCAGGCUUUCUUAG